Messenger RNA from Hordeum vulgare subsp. vulgare (domesticated barley), 794 nucleotides. RefSeq names its product expansin-A8-like. NCBI's taxonomy places the organism in Eukaryota, Viridiplantae, Streptophyta, Magnoliopsida, Poales, Poaceae. Gene Ontology annotation, biological process: plant-type cell wall organization. Bases 54 to 794 code for a protein of 246 amino acids. The record is from RefSeq and is a predicted model, not a curated record. Gene Ontology annotation, cellular component: extracellular region. The transcript is spliced from 2 exons.
GGACUUGUCUGCCUAGCUACAUUAAUUACUACUAGGAGUACUCUAAAACUGAAAUGGAGAGUCCUUCUCUGCUUCUUCUCACCACCUUGUUGGCCUUUGCAUUCAAGGCCUCCGUUGCUCAAUGGGCGCGUGCCUUUGCAACAUUCUACGGCGGCAGCGACGCUUCCGACACCAUGGGUGGUGCAUGCGGGUAUGGGAACUUGUACAACACAGGGUACGGGGUUAAUUCGGCUGCGUUGAGCACGGCGCUCUUCAACAACGGUGCGUCGUGCGGCAUGUGCUUCACUAUCACCUGCGACGCAAGCAAGACACAGUCAUGCCAACAGGGCACGUCCAUCACCAUCACGGCGACCAACUACUGGCCGCCCAACUACGCCCUGGCCAGCGACAACGGCGGAUGGUGCAACCCGCCGCGGCAGCACUUCGACAUGUCGCAGCCUGCAUGGGAGACCAUCGCCAUCUACCAAGCCGGUAUUGUGCCCGUCAACUACAAGAGGGUUCCGUGCCAGAGGAGUGGGGGCAUGAGGUUCACCAUCAACGGGAACGACUACUUUGAGCUUGUGACGGUGGCAAAUGUCGGCGGCAGCGGUGUGGUGUCCCAAAUGUGGAUCAAGGGGUCCAAGACCGACUGGAUGGCAAUGAGUAGGAACUGGGGCGCUAGCUGGCAGAGCAAUGCCUACCUCAAUGGCCAGAGCUUGUCCUUCAAGGUACAAACCGACGACGGUCGGGUCAUCACGGCCGACAAUGUCGCGCCGUACAGCUGGUGGUUCGGUGGCACCUACACUUCGUGGUAG